This is a messenger RNA of Morone saxatilis (striped sea-bass), 3181 nucleotides long. RefSeq names its product integumentary mucin C.1-like. The transcript has a single exon. Bases 146 to 865 code for a protein of 239 amino acids. NCBI's taxonomy places the organism in Eukaryota, Metazoa, Chordata, Actinopteri, Moronidae. The record is from RefSeq and is a predicted model, not a curated record.
CACAAGGCUCCCGCACACUACACCAACAACCACCACACAAGCUCCCACAACAACUACACCAACCACAGAAAGUACUUCACCACCGACCACCACAAUCUCUACACCAACCACAACAGCACCUCCACCCAUCAUAAUCAUUGCCACGAUGCCUCCACUGACUCCAGAACCCACCACCACACCAACAACAACAACAGCUUCUAAAACGACCAUCUCCACCACAAGAAAGACAAACAAAACCAGCAAAAAGCAAAAUAAAGCAACCAAGAAAGCAAAGCCUCAUCCUGUCACUACCACCACCGCCGCCACCACCCAGACAACUAAGAGCUCCACAACAUCACUUCCUGUUGUAACAGCCAGUCAAGAGGCUGCACCAAGAACUACUGAAAAACCACAGCCCAUCACUGAAACUACAACUCCCACUACUACUACGACUACUACUCCACUUUCUACUACCACCACCACCACUACUACUCCUUCCACUACCACAACAGCGACAACUCCCACUACUACUACAACAACUACAACUCCCAGUACUACCACCACUACUACGACUGCUCCUCCUCUUCCUACUACUACAGCUCCUGCCACCACUGAUUUGUCCACCACGAGGUCGACUCCAGGAGCAACUCUCGUUAUCGUCCCCAAAGACGCUGUCCAGUCCGAUCAUGGCCUCCAGAACUCGAGCGUGCGGGGGAAAGCGGUGGCGGCACAGGGGGCGGUGAAGAGCGGCGUGGUAGCAUUCAUGGUGCUGGGGCUCGCUGUGCUCACGCUGGCUCUGGCUGUCGGUGGUCGCAAGGCGAUGGAGUCAUUCGACAGACGCCAUUACACGAGACUGGAGCUCAAUGACCUGCACUACGAGGUGUGAGGAUGUUUAUGACGGAAGCCCCAAAGGACAAUUAACAAGACUUAAGAUGAGUCCAUUUAAGAUUGUUAGCAUUUGUCUUUUUAAUUUACAUAAUAAUGGAAUGUCUACUUCACUAUGUUAAAACUACAGAGAAUACUCUGAUUCUGAUUGGCCAGAGGGUGCAUUAUUUUCAAAUAACCACACAGCUCUGGCAUAUUGUUUGUUUAUGUUUAUUGUCCUAAAACAGGAGUAAACAAGCCUUUGAUCUUUGGUAAGUGGGCGUGGUAUAAGGAUGAUAAUGCCUGACACAUUAAUGUUGUAUAAAAUAAUGCACUGAUACCUGUGCAGUUAUAUAAAAUAAUGCACAGUGUGAAGAAAAACUGCCUCUGGCCUCAGCAGCCUGCAUUAUUUUACUAGGAGACGGCAAUAUGGAUAAAAUCCUCUAUCAUAGAACAUUCUCCUACUUCUUAACUUAAAAUAUUUAAAAUAAUGGAAGAAAACAGUCACGCAGCUAAAAAACAGCUGUUUUUCUUUUUUCUUUUGAUUGACAGCACCGAUAUAUAUCAUUUUAUAUCGAGAUAAAAUAUAUAUUGUGAUACAGUAAAUUUAAAAUGCAACACAUGACAAAUCACGAAACAUCACAAUGAUGCCAAAAUUAUCUUUUGUCUCAGAAUCAUUUUAUCAUUUUAAAUUUGUCACAAUUUAAAAUUCUCAUGUUGUUUUUUGAAAUCUAUGUAUCUUUGUUACUGCCAAUAUGACAAAAAUAUUAGCUCAGUUUCUGGUUAUAACAAGAUUUUGAUUCAUUAUGACAUAAUUCCCCAAAUUGUUCUGUUUUAAAAAGUUAUCAUCUUUAUAUUCCUGAUAUUAGACAUCAGUGUAUUUUUUGAAACAAGGAACUUUUAUCACGAUAAGAUUUCGUUAUACAAGAAACUUAAAUUUUUCAAAUUAGAAAAACAUCCAAACAGAGAAAAUAGUAAAAAAAAAACAUUAACAUUACGUUAAUAACAUGAAAAUAUUUAGUUUUAAAGUCGCAGUUAAACAUGAAACAUUUCAUGCUGUUAUGAAAAACCGAGCUUUUUUUGUUAUCCUGGCAGCAAUAUGCCUCCGUAGAACUUUGAAAAUGUCACUUUUCUAAUAAUUGACCUUAAGCCCCGCCCCUUUUAGAACCAACUUCCUGUACUUAGAUACGCUAUGUGCUAGGCUAAUCUAUGACAUAUUCACAUCUAAAGUUAUCUUAUGUCAGCAAAAAUCUAGCAAACUAGCUAGCUAAUCUACAUCAAUCACUAGCUAGUGAAUUAGCUUAUGUUUGGCUAACUGUAGCUAUCAGAUAUAACGAGCUAGCUAACGAGAUGUCACUAUAUAUGUCACUUUUAUCCGCUAAUCGUCUUCAAAAACGCUUUGAAACGCAAACUAGCUAGCUAACAAUUAGAGUAGAUUAGUUAGAUAGUUAGGUAGUGUUUUGUUAGCAUUAGCUAAAAUGUGAUAUUUUAUCUUAACCAUCUUCAGAAUAUGGUUGUUGUAGCAUAGAUUAGCCUAGCAUAUAGCAUAUCUAAGUACAGGAAAAGAGGAAGUUGACGAGGUUCUGACCGAGGCUUCCUCAACUGUGAUUGGAGCACAGAGCAGAAAGGGGCGGGGCUUAGGAAGGGUUGACAGACUUUAGCUGGCUGGAUAGUGAGUUUAGGAAAUGUCGAAGAGAAAAGUUUGAUGGAACAAACAGCAAUAUUUUUAUUCCCUGACUCUCAGGAAGGUGUGAUGUAACGUAGAGGAACAGAGGAUGUGUGAGCGGACACUGAUCGGGUUAUUGAUGAACCCUUUGUGUAUAACGAACACCUGCAUGUCUUUUAUCUCACAUGCUUCAGCCAUACGAGCCUGAACCAGCUCAGUCUGGAUGUCACUCUCACUGUGGUGGUUUUGUAUUUUGUCCACAGUUUUCUUGUUUCACUCGUGGAUAAAAAUGUAAACGAUGGAUGCAAUUCUCUAAGAUUGAUGCACUAUUGUAUCCUAUGUUUUUGAUAAUUAUGAUAUGCUUCUUUUUGAAUAUUAGAUUGUUUUUCAUAGGUAAGAGUCACUGGCCGCGCACUAUUUUCCUAUAAUGAUUUGUAUUGGAUGUCGGUGUGUGUGGGGGGGUCAGUGUGCAGACUGCUGCAGCGUCAGUCGUCCACCAGGUGGCAGCAGCAGCCUGAUGAACCUCCUGCAGACACUGAGGAAGCUGCACUGUUGUUCUCACUGCUGUCUGAUCAGUUAAUAUCAUGGAUGAACUGUUUGGUCUUGUUUUGUGAAGUGAUGCUUUUGCAUAAGUUUGGAAUUUGAUGUUUUGUUCUUGUAAGGAUUAAAAAA